CGACGCGGCGCGCGCCUCCCCAACGAGCCGCUCUCGCAAUUCCUCGAGCGCCUGUCGCCGGCCGAGGCGGCCCAGACCACACCGGCACACCUGCUCCCGCCGUGGUACUGGAUCGACAACCCGCAUCGCAACACCGCGGACGGCGAGUCGGGCGACAUGGCCGCAUUCCUGCGCGACGGCCGCGAGCUGCUGCGCCGGUUUAAGCUCGCGCGGGCGCUGUGCACGCCGAAUGACCCGCGCCGGAAGCAGCUUAGGGAGGGGCUGAAGGAGGAUAUUGCCGCGCUUGCGAGGCGGUGCGGGGUUACCACUGGCAAGUGGAUGCUCUUUCCCAAGGUGGACGAGGUGAACGAGGUCUGGCGGAAGGUCUGCGAGGGCGUGGAUGCCGACAGGCUUGGCAUUGGAGCCAAGGUGUCGACUUCGGGGGAGGAGGACGGGGAUCCGACGCGGUUGAUUUGCGUGUACACGAAGGACUUUACGGAUGUGGAGGAUGUGAAGAGGGUGCUGCUCUCUCUGGUCGACAUGGGCCUGGUCAGGGCGGACAUGCCGCGGGGGAUCAUGUACAAGUGCGAUGCGUACACGUACUUGGAGAUCUACGGGAAGAACGAGUACGGGCUGCGGCCGAGCAUCUACGGGAGUAAGGAGAUGUUGGCUGGG
Molecule: messenger RNA, 654 nt
Organism: Thermothielavioides terrestris NRRL 8126
Lineage: Eukaryota; Fungi; Ascomycota; Sordariomycetes; Sordariales; Chaetomiaceae
Exons: 2
Source: RefSeq, a predicted model, not a curated record